CCUACGAUACUAUAAUCGACAAUCCUUCAGUUGUCUGUAAUCAAUAGUGUGCGCCCGAGAUGCACCAUGUAUCAACCUUCAACCAUUUUGGUGACAAACAUUACAUCCUUAAGAUAAUUACAUCUCAUCAAGGGUAUUUUGGUAACAUUUUAACUAUAAAUGUGACUUACUUUUAAAUCUUAUAUUAAGUCAAAAUUGGAAAUAAAAACAACAUUAAGCCAUAUCAGAGUGAGUUAAUCCAAUAACCUGCUUAUUAUUUAAAUAUAUAUAUAACAAUUAUGAUGUGUUUGGCACUUUGGCAAGUGUCUGUCAGCACAUGAGAACAAAAGAUGUUUAGAAUAUGGCAUCAAAACUUUUAGUUUAUAUGGUCAACUUUGUGAAGUUGUCCAAUGUGACGUGUAUAGUAAUUUAUUAUUUCCUCUUAAGAGGGUACUUUACUAAUCAACCAAUGAAGAAUCUUUCAAAUUUUGGAAAACAAGUAAGAGCCAUCAGCUAUGGCAAGAUCCUUAAAGGUAGCUGUAAUCGGUGCCGGUGUUGCUGGGCUAGCCGCUGCACGUGAGCUUCAAAGAGAAUCCCUCCAAGUAGUGGUGUUCGAAAAGUCACACCAACUUGGCGGAACAUGGGCCUAUGACGCACGAGUCGAGUCUGAUCUACUCGGAGUAGACCCAAAUAGAGAUGUUGUUCACUCAUCUGCCUACAAAUCCUUGAAAACAAAUGUUCCGCGUGUGCUCAUGAGCUUCACUGAUUUCAAAUUUGGUGAAAAAGUGUAUGGCGAUCCGAGGAUGUAUCCAGGGCAUGUAGAAGUUCUGAAGUUCUUGACAGACUUUGCAAGUCAUUUUGAACUCACGGAAUUGAUUAGGUUCAAUACCUUGGUGACCCGAGUGGAGGUUGAUGACUCAGACAUCACUGAGUUUGUUGUUGAGUCGAAUACUAAUGGGGUGAUAUCCGUGGAGGUGUUCGAUGCAGUUGUCGUAUGUAAUGGUCACAACACUCAACCUCGGCUAGCAACUGAUAUUCCUGGUAUUAAGACGUGGUCGAGAAAGCAAAUGCAUAGCCACAACUAUCGUGUUCCAGAACCAUUUCGAGAUCAGAUUUUAAAUGACUGGAUUGUAGUUGUAAUUGGGAGUGGACCUAGUGCCGUAGACAUAUCAAGAGAUAUAGCUACAGUUGCUAAAGAAGUUCACAUGUCCUCAAGAUCUCCUCUUGUUAAGGUCGCAAAAUCAGAUAAAUUUAACAAUAUGUGGCAGCAUUCCAAGAUAGAGUACAUUAGCAAAGAUGGUUUGAUAACAUUUCAAGACGGAUUCUCUAUAGAUGCAGAUAUCAUAUUACAUUGCACCGGGUACAAAAACCAUCUUCCAUUUCUUCAAACAAAUGGCAUUGUAAGUGUUGAAGACAAACGUAUUGGACCUCUUUACAAACAUGUUUUCCCCCCACAACUUGCUCCACGACUCUCCUUUGUUGGAAUACCUGAAAAGACCCUUCCAAUUUUUAUAAUUGAGUGCCAAUCUAGAUGGAUAGCGCACGCAUUGUCGGCUAAGGUUUCGUUGCCAUCGAAAGAUGAAAUGCUGAGUGAAGUCUUAAAACAUUACGAAGACAUGAAAGAAAAAGGCCUUCCAGAGCACUCAACUCAUCAUAUUGGAUUUCAGCUGGAUUAUAUGGAAUGGAUGUGGGCUCAAACUGGAAUGGUCAUUGAGAAGAACAUUAAAGACAUGAUUGAAUACUUGAUUCAUUGUUUGAUGACGGUUGGUUUAGAUGGGUAUAUGGAUUUGUUCUUCCAGAAAUAUGGGAUAUAAUAA
Messenger RNA from Helianthus annuus (common sunflower), 1796 nucleotides. RefSeq names its product flavin-containing monooxygenase FMO GS-OX5. The coding region runs from base 495 to 1793 and encodes 432 amino acids. The record is from RefSeq and is a predicted model, not a curated record. NCBI's taxonomy places the organism in Eukaryota, Viridiplantae, Streptophyta, Magnoliopsida, Asterales, Asteraceae. Gene Ontology annotation, molecular function: NADP binding; N,N-dimethylaniline monooxygenase activity; flavin adenine dinucleotide binding. The transcript is spliced from 7 exons.